AUGGCUUCGGUCACUUCGCUAGGCCUUCACCAGCCUACAGGACUCGAGUACGCUAUACAAGAGGGUCUCUUACCUCCAGACCCACCGAGCACCUCUUACUCCUGGCAUAAUCACAUCAGCGGCGAUGCUAAUUCAUUGGCUGAUGACGACGAGCUUCUGGUGACUCCGCGAUGCGUUAUCUGGUCUCGAGGGGGCAUUCUUCGAAAGAGCUACAAGUUUGACCUGGAGAAUGAGCCAGUCACGCAGGCCUUGUUGACUCAAUUCCCAAGUGAUGGGCCGCUCAAUGCGAAGGAUAGGAAGUCAGGACAACAUACAAAAUCAAAUACAAAGUCAACUGCACUCGUGGUCUUUCUAAAGACGCAGGCGCAUGUAUAUUUUCUCAGCGGCACGAGCCAUGUCAUACAUCUACCUUUCGAGGUCGAGUCUGCAACUUCAGCUCCUAAUGGGCUCAUAAUACAGAGGAAACUGAGGCUUGAUAAUCUGGUUUCAAGGUCACUCAAGUUCCCACGCGUCCCUCCCAAUUCUUUCGUCUCCUCCCAGCCUCAACCAUGGUCGGCAUCGAGCUCGCAACUGUCUACCUUUUCAAUCGCAGAUCUCGGAGAUCCAAUGCAGAUGCCAUUGCCACCCAAUUUCACCCUAAAAGAUAUAUGGGCCCCGCCAUCAUUGAAGAACGACUCGAAGUGGCCACGGUUGUUCUCACUGUCAGAUCCUCUGGCGGAGAUGGGACUGGUCGUUGCGCAAAUCAACAAAUCCGAGAACCGUGGACACCGAAGAGCCUCGACGAAAGUAACCGCAUUGGAUGCGGCUGAAGAGAUUCUUCAUGUUUCUCGUCCUGGUGAAUUCACCCAAGAUACAGAGCACCCGCUCGUGCUCGCCUUGACCUUCAACCGGGAGACUAGCAUGUACAGUGUCUGGAAAUUGGAUUAUGUUGGUCAGGAGUCUGGUACUCGCGAGAAACAACGUGCAACUAGUGUAAAUAUGUCUCGUCGAAGAAGCUCCUUCGUUCCGGGUGCCGCGACGGGAUCCACCACACCGGUAAUGGGCAACCAACAAACUUUCCGAGAGAGCUUUGGUGGCAAUGCACCAAUUAAUGUGGGAAAGAGAGGCGCCAAACAAGAAGAUAAUUCUAAAGACAAAGAUGUUGACUUCGUAUCCACUCUUGACCCAGAUUUCGAGAGUUCUACAAUUCCAAGAAGGAGGUCUCGGCGUGUCAGUUCAAUGCUUGCACGCGCGGAUUUAUCUGCUUCCAACGAACGGUCUGCCUUCUCUGAUCUUGCCACGGCCGCCCAUCAACUUGGGACCAGUAGGCGAGGGGAUUCUCUAAGCAGUCAAUAUGCCAGGACGAGUACUGGAGGUUAUAAUGUGAAUGGGCAGAGCCAGUCACAAGGGCCACCGUUCAGUAGCAGUGUUAACAGCUUGCUUGAGGCACCGGUCGACAGUCUUUUGGACGAGCUUAGGGCUGGUGGGGAUUUCGAGGGCUUCCAUAAUAUGGGUCUCGAUGAUGACGAGUUCGAUGCUCUCAGCAACGAAAUAAUCCUCAGCAAAGUUUGCAGUGUUCCCGCAGAACAUACCAAUGUCAGAUUUUCUACUCAACACAAGCCGGCUAAAGCUCAAUGUAGAAUAUUCACCCUCACAGCGCCAUCUUCGGCGGAAGAUGACCAAAAAGGGAAAGAGAUCGUUAUAUGCGUCUUGGACCAGGAUGAAAAAAGGCUUCUCGUGCUGACUCUCUAUAUGAAAAGUCACAAGGCUGCCCACAUCGAACAUAAUGAGAGCGUGAAGGUAGAGAAAGAUGUCAACGUUGUCUCUUUCGGCUCAGUAGUGAGAGCGAGCAAUGUUAUCGAUGCAUGCAGACUGGAUGAUGGGCAAGUCUCCCGCAUCUUGGCAUUAACUGAGACCCCAGAUGGCUAUGGAGAACUUAGCCUACAGGCCCCUUGGAGUGUUCUCAUGAAAGUUCCGCUGCCGGAAAAGUUUGCUAUUGGUAGCAUUCGAAAUCUUGGUCACAGCGUAGUGCCACGUGCGAAACGAGAGGGGGGUUCUAAGAGAGUCCUUAGCCAGGGACCCCGCGCGUUGCGUAAGUUGCGCAAUUCAAAGCCUCGAGGUCUCGUCGACUUGGUGGACGAUGAAGGCAAGAUGCACCAACUUCAGAUCCUCAUGGAACCUCGAAAUCCCCAUGUUUGCAGGGUGCUCGAUGUCUGCAAAGCCGUCGCUCCUGGAGUAAGAGCUGGAGAAGGGAUUGUGGUCGCGUGGUGGAACGUUAUGCAGUGGCUCCGGCAAGAGUCAAUAGACACGGUAGAUUCUGAGUGGACUGCUAUGGUCAUUACUCUCUUUUCUAUGGUCCUUGGGCCAAACAAUGCUUCAAAACCCACGCAGAACGGAGCUCCUAAACGAAAGACUCGUAGCGGUCUCCUUCGAUCGAGUAGUGGAGCACGAGAAGACCAGGAGAGCUGGGAGAUAAUGCAAAGUCAGGAAGCCUUCAAUGGCAAUCCAUUCCCUUCCUGGGCCAAUAAUCGCGGCUGGAAUUGGCUUAACGAGGAAGGUCUGGAUUCCGACGCAAUCAAAGAUUCUGAAUUACCCUCUUCAGUCUUCACUUCCAAUCGUGAGGGCAAGGGGAAUUUUGUCCUGGAGCAUGUGAAACUUUCUCGCAAUUUUGCUAGCACUGCAUUUGGCCAGUCUAUUAUAUCUGGCUGCUUAAUUACUGAGAGUCGAAAAUCGGCCCUUGUUGACACCUUUCUUGGCCUGCAUCUUCUACGUGAGGAGCAGAGACUGGACACAAUGGUAUCUGAUUCUUUUAGCUCAGGUGUCUUGAGUCUAACUCCAAUCCUCGCUCAAAUCGCCAGAUGGUUUCGCUGGACGAGUUGGGCAACAGCUUACGACGUCGAGGACGCUUCAUUGCUCGAUAUGGAUUAUGACUUAGAAUCACCCCUGGAAUUUUCCCUUCCCGAACCCCAGGAUGUUCCUGAAAUUUAUACUUGGAUUCAAACUUGCUUGACGACCCAAAGUUUGACUCCCUUCAUGACUCUGCCCGAAUUGGUCGCAAACCGACCAACAGCCUCUCGCAGAUACGUUCAAGAUCUAGAUCAUUGGUCCAGAUUGACUCCCAGAACUCUCCUAUUUGCGAAGUUCUUCUCUUCUAUGCGAAAUAGCUGGUCUGCAGCCGAAUUCGUUGAAGGGCUGUCUUCUGCUGGCAUGGACAGUCUCUUACUCGAGACUCUACCAGAAGCUGUACUUGCUCCAUUGCAAGAAGCAAUAGCCCAAUGCCAAACUGAGCCCCCCACAACAUGGAGCAAAGACCUGCUUGCUAUAGUAGGUCGAGAAGACGUCAACACGCUAUUAUCGCCAGGACAGCGUCCGCGGCACACCCAGGCGACUCUUCUGGCUCCUUCUCACGAGUCUAGUCUUGAUGUCCACACCAUAUGCGCAUCUACAGCGGAUAUUGAAACCACGGGAUCUUUUGAUGGCUCUGCUGAAGUCGACCGACAAGCAAUUACUCGCGCAAUCUUCAAGGAUGACCGAAGAAUGAACGAGGCAAUGAACAUCCUUAACACCUUCCGACCUACCGUGGCUCGCUGCAAAUCCGAGCCUCAUUGGACAGAGGCAGACCUGCUCGACGCACAGAAAGACCAUGCGCAGAUGUUGGCUUAUCGCACACUUGCCAUUCCUUCUGGACGAGGAUUACUAUACUUCAGUGCUCGUAUACCACUUCUCACCCAAAGGUUUGCUAUCGGAGGAUUCAAUUUGAGUUGUGUGAUGAAGCCGGACAACAAUACUGUGGGCGUUGACAAGAACGCAUUCACGGAAGAAAAGGUAUGCUGGGCAUUCUUCCAUGCCGGAGUUGCUGCAGGUCUCAGCAUAUCUCGAGAUGCUAAGGGAAUUGACACUUCAUGGAUUCUUUACAAUAAACCUGUGCAGGAUCUUAGUAACAGGCACGCUGGUUUCUUGUUGGCCCUGGGACUGAAUGGACACCUCAAGUCCGUUGCUAAAUGGGUUGCCUUCAAGUAUCUCACCCCUAAGCAUACGAUGACCUCGAUAGGAUUGCUUCUUGGCUUAGCUGCAUCCUAUAUCGGCACGAUGGAUUCGCUCAUCACACGACUUCUGUCGGUGCAUGUGACUCGAAUGCUUCCUCCAGGAGCUGCAGAAUUGAACCUCUCCCCGCUGACACAAACGACUGGAAUAAUGGGGAUCGGUCUGGUCUACUGUAAUACGCAACAUCGGCGCAUGAGUGAGAUAAUGGUCUCUGAAAUUGAGCACAUCGAUGCGGAAACGGAGGAGGAGCCUUUACGAAAUGAAAGCUACCGUCUUGCGGCAGGAUUCGCUCUGGGAUUCAUCAAUCUCGGCAAAGGUUCGGACCUGAAAGGACUUCAUGAUAUGCAACUGACAGAGAGACUCCUCAGCUUGGCUGCUGGAAGCAAGAAAGUGGACCUUGUUCAUGUUCUUGAUAAAGCCACUGCGGCUGCUGUAAUGGCUAUUGCUUUGAUUUUUAUGAAGUCAGAGAAUCAGAUCUUGGCGCGAAAGAUUGACGUGCCAGACUCGCUCCUUCAGUUUGACUAUGUCAGACCAGAUAUAUUUCUGCUCCGCACCCUCACCAGGCACUUGAUCAUGUGGAGCAAAAUAGUUCCUUCAUUUGAGUGGAUAAGGAGCAGCUUGCCACAAGCAUAUAGGUCCCGGAGUACUCUCGAGGGUAUUGAGAAAUUGACUGCCGAGGAUCUUCCCUUCUACAACAUCAUCACAGGGCUCUGCUUCAGCAUCGCUUUACGUUUGGCCGGAUCGGGCUCUAUCGUAGCUCGAGAUCUGCUGGUCCAUUACCUGGACCAGCUUAUGAGGAUAUGUCGAAUCGAUGCGGACACUUUCGACAAGAAAUUGACGAGAAACACAGUCCGGAACUGUCAGGAUCUAUUAGCACUUGCUGCUGCGACAGUAAUGGCAGGCACAGGGGACCUAAUCGUGUUCCGUCGACUUCGAUCAAUGCAUGGCCGCGACGAUAGCGAGACACCCUAUGGAAGCCAUCUCGCGGCUCAUCUGGCUGUCGGUGCUCUCUUCCUCGGUGGUGGGACAUUCACGUUCGGGACGUCGAAUCUAGCCAUAGCUUCAUUAUUAGUGGCUUUCUAUCCAAUCUUCCCUUCCUCCGUUCAAGACAACAAGUCCCAUCUCCAGGCCUUCCGGCAUUUCUGGGCCUUGGCAGCGGAACCUCGCUGUCUCGUCACGAAGGACAUCGACACAAAUCAACCGGUCCCAAUCCCCGUCUCAAUAACCCUCCGCAACGGCGAACAGAUCCAACGGCACACGCCUUGUCUCGUCCCAGAACUGGACCAAAUCAAGACGGUCCGCACAAACAGCACCGAAUACUGGAACGUGGUGCUCGAUCUCGAAAACAACCCCACGCACAUCGCCUCGUUCAAAUCCAACCAAACCAUCUACGUCCGCCGCCGCCCCGCCCACGACGCCACCACCUCCCCCUUCGAAGCCACUAUCCAAGCCCUAAACGAAGGCGACGGCUCCUCCACCUCUUCCCAAUCCCUCGAAUGGCUCUUCGAGCUCCCGGCCUUCGCCAACCUCACCAAAGCCGAGCGCGCGCUCGUGCUGCCCCCGGACCGCGGCGGCGCCAGCGACGUCCACGCCGGCACGCAAGCCACGGUCGUUGACGCGCGUCUAGUGCUGGAGAACGCAACGCUGGACAGCGGGAAGAAGGACCGGCUGCUGGGUCUGCGGCUGCUGUUCGCGUGGGCUGAUAAGGCGGUCGCGGAGGGUAGGGAUAUGCAGUGGAUACGGAUGGAGGUCGUGGAGAGGCUGAAGGCUAGGGUGUGGAUGCUUGCUGAUGAUGAGGACUGA
This is a messenger RNA of Amorphotheca resinae ATCC 22711, 5826 nucleotides long. RefSeq lists its product as hypothetical. The coding region runs from base 1 to 5826 and encodes 1941 amino acids. Gene Ontology annotation, biological process: metaphase/anaphase transition of mitotic cell cycle; anaphase-promoting complex-dependent catabolic process; protein K11-linked ubiquitination. Gene Ontology annotation, molecular function: molecular adaptor activity. Lineage: Eukaryota; Fungi; Ascomycota; Leotiomycetes; Helotiales; Amorphothecaceae. The record is from RefSeq and is a predicted model, not a curated record. The transcript has 2 exons. Gene Ontology annotation, cellular component: anaphase-promoting complex.